This is a messenger RNA of Oryza sativa Japonica Group (Japanese rice), 1994 nucleotides long. Its product is annotated as UDP-glycosyltransferase 83A1. The record is from RefSeq and is a predicted model, not a curated record. Lineage: Eukaryota; Viridiplantae; Streptophyta; Magnoliopsida; Poales; Poaceae. Gene Ontology annotation, molecular function: UDP-glycosyltransferase activity.
GGGAGUAGUAGCUUCGUAGCCUCUGUUUUUUUUUUUUUUUGGCAGCCAUGUGAUGGGAAGCCGGCAAUUCUACACGGCCAUUUGGCUGUCACUCGAAACAACACAUUUUCAACAUCAAGCUGUACCAGAAAAAAGAAAGCAGAUGUCUACAGGUCCAACAGGCAGUACAAAAAAGGUGAUGCAUGCAUCACGAUCCGAUGCAACAGCGCCGACUGUAUCGCCUUUCUAGGCAUCUAAGCACAUCCAGAUCCACAUAGACUGAAUGGCAACUGACAACUUUCUUGUAUAAAUCACACCCAACUCAAAAAGUUCUUGCAGUGAAGUCACACACUAGCACGCUCCAUUGGCAUCCAUGGCGGCUCCUCCUCCUCCUCGUCCUCAGCCUCAUGUCAUGGUGCUUCCCUUCCCUGCGCAAGGCCAUGUCAUGCCUCUGAUGGAGCUCUCUCACCGGCUCGUCGGCCUCGGCUUCGAGGUCGAAUUCGUGCACACCGACUUCAACCGCGACCGCGUCAUCAACGCCAUGGCGAACGAGACGGGGGCGAUCCCUGAUGGGAUCCACAUGGUGUCCUUCCCGGACGGCAUGGACCCUGCCGGUGACCGUGCCAACAUCGCCAAGCUGGGUGACGGCUUGCCGGCCGCCAUGCUCGGCGGCAUCGAGGAGAUGAUCAGAUCGGAGGGGAUCAGGUGGGUGAUCGCCGAUGUGUCCAUGGCCUGGGUGACGGAGCUGGCCGCCACGGUGGGUGUCCACGUCGCCUUGUUCUCGACUUACUCCGCCGCCGUUGUGGCGCACAGGCUGCAAGUCCCCAAGCUGAUCCAGGAUGGCGUCCUGGACGAAAUUGGGAAUGUGAGGAGAAACGAGAUGAUCCAAUUGAGACCCACGAUGCCGCCCGUUCUAGCAGUCGAGCUCCCCUGGGUUACCCUGAGCGGCACGCCGGACGGGCGCAGGAUGGUCAUCCAGAACGUGUUCAAGACCAACCCGACAAUAUCCUCGGCCGAGGUCAUCAUCUGCAACACGUUCCAGGACAUCGAGCCGGGGGCGCUGGCCCUCGUCCCCAACGUGCUGCCGGUUGGACCGCUCGAAGCGCCGGCGACGUCGAGGUUAGCCGGCCAUUUCUGGCCGGAGGACACGACCUGCCUGGCAUGGCUCGACGAACAGGACGCCUGCUCCGUCGUCUACGUGGCGUUUGGGAGCUUCACCGUCUUCGACAUGGCGCGGGUCCAAGAGCUCGCCGAUGGGCUAGUGCUUUCUGGCCGGCCAUUCCUGUGGGUGAUCAGGCAAAACUUCACCAAUGGUGCCGGCGAAGGCUGGCUGGAGGAGUUCAGGCACCGUGUCAGCGGCAAGGGAAUGAUCGUCGGUUGGGCUCCCCAGCAGAGCGUGCUCUCGCACCCGUCGAUCGCAUGCUUCGUGUCGCACUGCGGGUGGAACUCGACGAUGGAAGGGCUCCGGCAUGGUGUGCCGUUUCUGUGCUGGCCGUACUUCGCCGACCAGUACUGCAACCAGAGCUACAUAUGCAAUGUGUGGGGGACUGGAGUGAAGCUCCAGGCGGAUGAGCGAGGGGUUGUCACCAAGGAGGAGAUCAAGAACAAGGUCGAGCAGCUGGUUGACGACAAGGAGAUCAAGGCGAGGGCAGCAAAGUGGAAGCAUGCGGCAUGCACAAGCAUAGCAGAGGGAGGGUCCUCCCAUGAAAACUUGCUGAAGUUUGUGAAUUUGCUAAGAGAACAGUAGUGUCUAAGAUUGUCAAAAUUGUUCUGAAAAUUGAAAGGUCAGAAUUAAUCAUUGAGGUGCUUUGGCAAAUUCAUGGGACUGGAAGUAUACCUUCUCUUUUUUUUUUCUGAAAAGUGUAAUAGAUGAAUCACCAGUGCUACUGCUAAAUGUAAUGCAAUAUAAUAAAAACUACUACCUCUGUUUUCAAAUAUAAGCAUUUCAGGCUAUGCAAUGUAUAGCCAGAAAUGCUUAUAUUUGCAAACGGAUAAAUACUGUUUUUCAGAUGGCC